Messenger RNA from Tribolium castaneum (red flour beetle), 1271 nucleotides. Its product is annotated as succinate dehydrogenase assembly factor 4, mitochondrial. Lineage: Eukaryota; Metazoa; Arthropoda; Insecta; Coleoptera; Tenebrionidae. The coding region runs from base 1 to 321 and encodes 106 amino acids. Gene Ontology annotation, cellular component: mitochondrion. The record is from RefSeq and is a predicted model, not a curated record. The transcript has a single exon. Gene Ontology annotation, biological process: mitochondrial respiratory chain complex II assembly.
AUGACUUUAAGAUUAAGUGGACUUUGUCACCUCAACCCCUUGAGACAGACUUGUGCAGUUUUUAUGAGACUGUCGUCGACCUCAAAACAGGAAAAGCCCCCUAGUCGCCGUCUCCAGGAGUUUAGGAAAAAAUUGAGAGAAACAACCCCUCUUGAAAAACUUGAUGAAAUAUCCGGGAAACAUCCCCACCAGGAAAAAGAACCUUUAGAAGCCUGGCCUGACAACACAAACCCUACGACUGGAGAAGUAGGGGGCCCUCGCGGGCCAGAACCUACCAGAUAUGGGGAUUGGGAGAGGAAAGGAAGAGUAACGGAUUUUUAAUUGUGUGUAAAUAAAGUAAUGUAGACAAAUGUAUAUAAAAAAAUGUAUUUGAAUAAAGUUAAAAACUUACAUUAUGUUGUUACAUCGGUUUAAACCUACUAGCACUUAAAGUUUAAAAUGUUAUUAACAUGGUAAUGCUUACACACUUAUGGACAUGGUUUAGUGAAGGAAAAGAAAAUUAUUUUUUGCGGAAAUCACAACCGAUGUCGUAAUUAAAUUACAAACUAUUACUAUCGCCUUCAGAGGACUGUGAGUCCGACAUCACACAAUAAAAAUAUAAACUGAUUAAUGAUUAUUCUUUGACCAAAUAAAUUAAAAUAAAUAAUUUAGAGUAAGCCUCUGAAGACAAAUCUAAUUUCGUAUGGGAAUGUGUAAAAAUAGCAAACUUUAAUGCUUUUCUUUAAAUAAAAUAAAAUCGUUGAUUGCAUACAAUAACACAGUGAAUUAUUAUAACUAGGAUUGCCCACAUUUCUGUUCUUAGUUGGCAAGUUUGUUAAUACGCACAUGUAAAUAUUAAAGGUAACACAUACAUUAAUAAAAAUAACUCUUUGUUUGGAUUAAGUUCCAUCUGCCUUUAUUCGUCGACACUCAAAAUUUGCGAUUUUUCUGUGGUGUAAGGAAAUUCGCACUAACAAACGUCAGAUUAUUUUUAACAGAUUUAAAGCAACUUUAAGCCUUGUUGAGUCUAAUUCGAAGAAAAAUGUUGUAUACAACUCGUUUUGGUGUAAAUCAACUCAUUUAUUUUACCUUGUAGACGGUAAACCACUCAUAAAAUAAAGCGUCCAAUUUACACUCAAACUCGUUAACCCACGAGUGAAAACGAGUAGUUUGAUAUUUACUAGGCGAAAUAAAUAUCCCGAUGUAAACGAAAACAAGCUGAAUACAAUAUUUUAUUCUUCGAAUUAACAACUUAUAAAUCAACAAGACUUAUAAUCAUUUAAAAAUAAUCU